AGAAGCCUCCUGGUGACCAUACCGUUAUCAUGAGUCUAUAUAAGAGCUCAGGGAAUCGCCAUUUCACCGCUCCUUCACUGUGAGCUCCAGACUACUUGCCAAGAUGUCAAACGAAAAAGCACUGUCGGAUUUGCGCGCUAAACUGGGCAAAAAGUAUCUAGACAAUGUCUACGUUAAGCUGCUUCAGGAUGCCAGAGCGCCAAAGCUGGACGUACGAGACUUGUACGUUAACUUGACCAUCGUGCAGCAGCGAGAAGUGAAGAAAGUUUCGAAAACUGCUAAUAGUUCGCAUAGCGAGGAGGCUCUCUUUCUCCAGUUAGGCAAUGCAAAAGAUCGUGACGAGCGUGUUGCAUUGUCGGACAUAUUUGCAUCAGCCAAGGAAUCUAGGUGCUCGUCGUGUCCCGUCCAUACCGUCGCUUUGGUAGGCCCAGCAGGAAGUGGUAAAACAAUGGCGGUGACUAAGAAGCUACCGUUGCAGUGGAUUGAUGGAGAGACGCUGAAAAAUGCCGUACUGGUCUUCAUUAUCACCGUGCGUAGCGUUCACGAGCGACUGCGUGGAGUGGCCAAGGAUCGGGUAGCCUCCACACGCGCGCAGAGUCUGGAAGAGCUGGUCCGCAGUUCAGCACGAGAACUGGACGAUGACGAUAUUGGAACAGUGAUGGAGUUCCUUCGUCAUAACGCUGACUGGGAGAAGGUCUUGUUUGUUAUUGACGGCAUAGAUGAGGGCUGCAUCAUGGAUAGCGUACUCUACAGGCUAAUCACAAGAGACCUGGAGGACAUAUCACCGUACUAUCUACUAUUACUCACGGCUAGGCCCUGUCCAACCAUACACUGGCUGUGGGAGGUGGGCGACAUCGAUCGAUACCUCUCGCUGCGCGGAUUCGACCAGGUGUCGCGCGCGGACUUCUUCGAGCGCUACGGCUCUCUGCACUACGGUCCUGACUGGUCGUCGAUGCGUCACAAUCUCACAGUGUUCCUGCGUAAGCUGGACUCAUUGCACGUGGGACGCCUCACCUAUCUUCCCUUUAUGGCCACGCUGUGCGUACACGCCAUGCCCAGAGCGGAUCCGUCCAGCUUGCCACACUGCGCCACGCAGCUGCUCCAGCUGCUCGUCAUGGCGUUGCUGAAACGUGAUCUACGCAGUGGUCCGGGUGGCUCGCGACAGUUCUCCCAGUUCGCUCACCUACGCGGUCCACAGCAGAAAGCCAUGCAAGAGAUGGCUGCAUUUGCCUACAGGAUGACCGCUGAGAGAGCAAUGGUGGUGGAAGACGCUGGAGACGACUCGCCAUGGAGCGGGCUCGCUGCUGAUGUCAGCGAACAGUUUGAGUCACUCCUCUCCUGCCUAACCCUGACAUUUGAUGACACUAGAGCGGGACAAUCGCUGGCGAUGCGGCAGUUUGUUCACCUCACUGUCCAAGAGCUGCUCUGUGCAUAUCACGUCAUUCGCCAGUUCGAAGGGGAGGACGGGCUAAGUGCCUUCAACAAAUGUUUCUCCACUGUCGUACGUGCCACCAACCUGGGUGACCAGUUUACGUAUCUGUUGGUGUACAUAGCAGGUAUGGCAACACCCACGCAACACGUUGCAAUCUUUCACGCUAUGAUGACGGAAAUGUAUGCGGAGCAGGAAUCCGCCAGCAGUAGUACCCGUCUCUCUGGUGGACGCUACCGGACGAACUUGUCUAUGGUCCUCUUCAAGAUGCUCAGUGAGGCCCAUCAAGCCACAGCACAUGAUGACCAGCAAAGGGCGCGUCAACAGGCAGAAACGCCCCUGAGUGUCGUGGCCAAAUCUAUCGCCAAUUUCAAUGACAACUGGAUCAGGCUUCCGACUGAGCACUCGAAAGACCAGUUACAGGAUGUAGGAGCGUCAGAUGCCCUGGUUUUGCUCCAACUAGCCGAUGGCCUGUUCACAACCAUAAUGGACCUCCCAAUUGGCAGAACCCAUUCCAUCUCCGCUAGUGAUAUCUUCGAGACUUUGCUGCUCUACCAAGGAAACUGCCCGGACCUGCGGAUUCGCCUGCACACGUCUCAGGGAGAGGACCGAGCUUUCUGCCGCUUCUUGUCAAGUUUCACGGGCGUCUUCAGCUUCCUAAGUGAUCUCGAACUAACCUGUGAAAAUACUUACAUAUUCUCACAGGAAGAAAUAGAUCUCCUUGCAGCCGUUCUCUCGUCUAUGGCGUCGCUUAAGGUCCUGCGAAUCCAAAAAGCCAAGAUGGAACCACUGGUGUUUCGCAGUCUCACUGAAGCCAUCAAAACAAAUAGCUACAUUCAGCGGCUGGCCAAUGGGAAAGUCACAGAGUCGCUAUGGCAGCCAACAUGCGAACUUAUCGCAGGAACACAGCAUAUCGACCAUCUCUCUAUCCGCGUGAACUUUCGCUCGUGUUCCGACGUCAGCGGAUACAGUCAUCAGCUGUGCAAGGCUCUCGAGCAGAACAGCAGCUUGCGUCAGUUCGCCGUGUUCGGCUCUAAACUGCCAAAACCUGGUGGUGGCAUGGCUUCCGACCUCGCCUCAGUUGUAGCCAGACACAGUACGCUCCAGGAAUUUGAACUAGGAUGCACCUUCUUUCACCUUGAUGACAACGCAUUGUAUUCCGUCAUGGACAGGCUCACUGGUGCUCUGAAAGAAGAUCCUGAAAGCAGCCGACAUCUUCCGCCUAAGAGGAUUGUCAUUACCUCAGGCGAUGCCACAACGAAGACCGGAAUCCAUAGUGUUCUGCAGCUGGUGGAGGCGACUGGACUGAGCACCAAUGACCGUUUGAAGGUGGAUGUGCACGGCAGUGUGAUUAGUAAUGAUGCUGAGGCUGCAGAUCUUUGCAGACUCUAUCCAUCAUUUCAGCCCAAAGACGUCUGGUGGACGCGGCACAUAACACAGCCCAAGUAUUCGCAGAUUGGAUUGGAGCAACUAACCGCCAUUUUGGAGGCGAGGGAAAGUGCUAAGGAUGUCAAUGGACUCAGCAGUGAUGCAAGGAAGGAAGAUCCACAUGCCGCUCAUACCAUACCGACAGCAGAUGACCCCUGGCUACAUCCCUGCUAUCUUGGUCACUAUCGCGAUCGCAUUCUCUGCAUUGAUCCGGAGUUACUGCGCCUCUCCACGCAAUCACAAGGCCUGCUGGACAAUAGCCAGUAUGUGGACCUUCGCACAGUGCAGUCGGCUGGUGCACUCGUGCACAAUCAGAGGUGCCUGGAGUACGCACGCACCUUCACGAAGGUAGUCGAUGGUGCCGGGGCAACUGACGGUCAUGAUGGCCCGGCGAGCGGCCGAAUGGAGGCUCUGAGUGAGCCUGCUGAGUCGUUCCAGCGCCUACUCCGCGCACUGGAACACAUGGGCUAUAGAGCAUUACGCGUGGAGAUGGAAGAACGCAUGUUCAAGUUGCACCCGGACACUGGUGUCCAAACGCUGCAGAUGGAUGACUCAAACAAACCCGUGGAUCCGUGGCAGCAUGAAGGCUUCGACAUGCGUUUCCACGCCUGGAUUCUGUCCCUGCCGUCUGGCACCCUCCGUGCCCACUCGCAAGCCCAUGGAAUGCUCACAUUGUUCAUGGUCGCCUCGCUCGUGUCCUUGGAGAGCAGGCGAGGAUCGCUGGCUCACAACGACACCUACCUCAUCUACAUACGACCGAAUGGCGUGCAGUCGUUCGUCAAGUUCUUGAACGUCAUCCAGGGCAACCCUCUGUACAGGCUCCGAGUGAAGGAGAUGAGCUGCUUCUUGCCAGUCGACUUACAAGAGCCAUUCCUUGAGGAUUCAGAUAACGGAUGGAACGCAUGGAGUGUGUUCCGACAUGCUUCAUCUGAGACAGAAGACGAGCAGAUGUUGCUACUGGCCCGCGCUGCAGAACGCGAUUCCGAGAGGUCACGUGGUUUCAACGUGUUCACCAGCUGCGCCAAUCCCUCGAGGCAUAAUGUUGCUGUUCGCGGAAGCUGUGCCGAUUCCGUGCACAAUUAUUUGAUAACAGUUAGCAGUCAACGAGGUAUCAGCACUGCAACGCACCACCUCCUCGAUCACUAGGAACGCAAUCCAGACGUCUGCUAAAAUACCUAGAGAGCCUGAUCUACAUUGUACAUAAUAACUGCAGCUAAUGCUCAUCCAUUUUCAUUAUAUCUUCAGAGUUUGGCGGGCGCGUCAUCUGCUAUCACGUGGAACUUUAUUCUGCCUAGAAUACGAGUACUCAGUAUCUUCGUGGCAUGGCAGUGACAGAAUAAGGCUAUGAACUUGAAAUUUGUUGAUAAGGGUUUCACCGUUCUUGUGUUUCCUGUUUUUUUUGUUUUUUUUUUACUCUUUUCGGCCAGUAUGGCCACUGCUGUAUUCACUUCGUCUUCCUCUCCCUCGUGAGACACAGGAAAGUUGAUACUAAUAUUGGGGUGUGAGUCCGCCUCUCCUGAAGAGACCCGCUUGA
Messenger RNA from Sycon ciliatum, 4391 nucleotides. RefSeq lists its product as uncharacterized. The record is from RefSeq and is a predicted model, not a curated record. Bases 104 to 4003 code for a protein of 1299 amino acids. The transcript is spliced from 8 exons. Lineage: Eukaryota; Metazoa; Porifera; Calcarea; Leucosolenida; Sycettidae.